Messenger RNA from Procambarus clarkii (red swamp crayfish), 1599 nucleotides. RefSeq names its product dipeptidyl peptidase 1. The record is from RefSeq and is a predicted model, not a curated record. Gene Ontology annotation, molecular function: cysteine-type endopeptidase activity. Gene Ontology annotation, cellular component: lysosome. NCBI's taxonomy places the organism in Eukaryota, Metazoa, Arthropoda, Malacostraca, Decapoda, Cambaridae.
AGGGUAGGGUAAGGGUGGGUCCUGGUUAUAUAAGGGGAGAGGGAGAGCGCUGGCUCACCAUUGUCUGGCAUCAUGUUGACUGGAGUCGUGUUGCUGUGUUGUGUGGCUGCGGCCCUGGCGGACACGCCGGCCAACUGCCUCUACGAGGACAUCAAGGGCACCUGGACCUUCUCGGAGACGGAGCGGACGGGCGACAACACCAUCAACUGUGACGAGCUGGGCCCCAUCGUCCACACCAAGACCUUCACCCUCAGCUUCCCCAACACUGCUGCUGAUGAGUAUGGCAACGAGGGAACCUGGACUAUGAUCUACAACCAGGGCUUCGAGGUGAAUAUCAACGAACGUUCGUACUUCGCGUUCUCCUACUACGAGGGAGACUUUACGUCAUCUACGUCUUAUUGUGACCGAACAUUCAAUGGCUGGUCACGAGAUAAGACCAUCAGGAACUGGUCCUGCUUCAGUGCCCAGAAAAACACAGAGGUUGUACCGCGGGAGACCAGGAAGCUGACGGUCCCGGCGGCGCAGCUGCGUCAGCCGUACAGGAACGACCAUGAGAUGAUACGCAAGAUUAACUCCGCCCAAAGCUCCUGGAGGGCCAAGGCUUACCCUCAACACGAGCAAUACACCCAGCUGGAGAUGCUGCGGCGCCAGGGAGGUCCUGGGUCAGUGCUGACGGCCCGGCCCUCGCCCGCCCCAGCCACCCCCCAACAGAAGGCUCGUGCAGCCCUCCUCCCGGAGAACUUCGACUGGCGUGAUGUGGACGGCGAGAGCUACGUCACAGCGGUCAGGGACCAGGGGAACUGCGGCUCCUGCUACACUUUCGGGUCGAUGGGUCAGCUGGAGUCUCGUGUCAGACUCGCGACGAACAACCAGCGUCAAGAUAUCUUCUCUACACAGGACGCGGUGUCGUGCACAGUACUGGACCAGGGGUGUGAUGGAGGCUUCAACUACCUCAUCGCUGGCCGCUACGCCCAGGACCAAGGAGUGGUCGCCGACACCUGCAACCCUUACACCGCUAAGGAUGACCCCUGCGUGACUGACGCCAGCUGCUCCCGCACCUACGUCAGCUGGUACGAGUACCUGGGCGGGUACUAUGGAGCCUGCAACGAGGAGCUGAUGCUGGUGGCCCUGGUGGAGAACGGCCCGCUGUCCGUCUCCUACAUGGUCUUCGACGACUUCUCCAGCUACAGUGGCGGCAUCUACCACCAUACGGGCCUGAAGAACGAGUUCAAUCCUUUUGAAGAGGUGAACCACGCCGUCCUGCUGGUGGGCUACGGGGUGGAGGAGACCACGGGGGAGAAGUUCUGGACGGUGAAGAACUCGUGGGGCUCUGACUGGGGCGAGGACGGCUUCUUCAGGAUCAGGCGAGGCACUGACGAGUGUGCCAUUGAGUCCAUGGCUGUCGAUAUCACCGUCAUUCCCUAAACUACCUACCACCACCGACGGGUCAAGAGCACGCUACACGCUACGGAGAGAGUUUUGGUGUAAUUGUGAGAUUGAACUCCUCCUUCGUUAGUUAGAGGAUGAAGUCUGUAUAUUUUCAUGCCAUCAUGUUAUUCCAUGAUAUUUAUUAUUUAUAACAAUAAACUCGAGAUUCAA